AUGGAACGCCAGCCCAAAGGGGGCCAUCCUGGACAAUGUUCCCAGGAGGCCUCCAGGACCCAGGACAUGGUCCACAGCCCCCUCCCCCCCACGCCCCACUUCCCGGCGAGAUGUAGAUACCCACAAGCUCCUGCCAUUAAAGCAGCCGGGGCGGGCGGGGCGCUGCGGCAGUCUGGCGGUGCUCUGCCUACCUGGUUGGCAAGAGGUCGGAACCUGUUCGGGGCCAUGCUUGGAACUCAGGAAUCCUCGCCCAAGUGGAAGCCCGCGGUGCCCGGGUUCAGCCUUCGGGGCACAGCCAGAGCUCCAGAAGCCACGUCCAGGCUGCUCGGGCAGCUUUGCGCCACGUGA
Messenger RNA from Rangifer tarandus platyrhynchus (Svalbard reindeer), 348 nucleotides. The record is from the annotation of a GenBank genome assembly. NCBI's taxonomy places the organism in Eukaryota, Metazoa, Chordata, Mammalia, Artiodactyla, Cervidae.